Ceratina calcarata is the source of this 3263-nucleotide messenger RNA. Its product is annotated as transmembrane protein 245. NCBI's taxonomy places the organism in Eukaryota, Metazoa, Arthropoda, Insecta, Hymenoptera, Apidae. The record is from RefSeq and is a predicted model, not a curated record. Bases 273 to 2903 code for a protein of 876 amino acids. The transcript has 9 exons.
UUAUUUGAUUGAUAUUGAUAUUGAUACUACAGAUACAUACACGCGAAUACGCACAUAUGGGAUACUAUACUACAUAAACAUUGCAUACCCACUAUACAGUAUUCCACACAGUAUUUGUUAGACACCUUAUCACGCUACAUUUUUAUCACAUUUACAAUGGAACGUAUAUAGAUUUAGAAUCUCUGUUAAAAACCGUGUGGACGGCAGUGGGUAAAUUCAAAAUUAAAUAAUAACCGCUCCCGAGGAGAACCGAUUACAUAUAACUAUACGUAAUGGAUAGUACUCGAUCGCCUAUGGAUAACCUGUUUAAUAUGCUGUCAGGCUUCAGUGCGGGUCAUGAAAAAGCCUUAAAACAAGGCAUUUAUAAUGCCGUGGCACUGUUCCUUUUGUGCCUGAUAUCAGCCGCGGGAUACGGACUGUUCUUUAUAUUAAGGCCGUUCGUGAAACCUCUAAUCUGGGCGCUAUUAUGCGGUUCCGUUUUAUUCCCUUUCAAAUAUUCGCUAACUACUAUUGCACAAUCAUGGUUCGAGAAAACCGAGGCAUCUCACACGCCUCUGAUCAUCAAAUUUACGCUGCUGCCGGUGCAAAUAGUAGAUAAAGCUUCUGACAAUUUAGGAUCGUUUUUAUGGAGGCACAUUAAAUAUAUUGCCAGCACGUUCACGCUGGCUGUUUUAUCUUUGGGCGUAUAUCAUUACACGCCUACUAUACUAAGCUGUCUAAUAUGGAGGAUAUGCCUAAUUUUUAACACUAUUUUUGGAUUCUUUAUAGCAACAUGCAAUACUUACAUGAUUGUUAUCUCACUUGUUGGAUACUUGUCUGCUUUAUACGUUUAUUGGACACCAGAGAAUUCUAUUCAUUUCCGUUAUUCCUCAUUUGUCAUAUGGUUCAUGAUCAGUUUGUACAUUUCGAACAUGCUCGGUGGUUAUCAAGUUAUCGUAUUUAUAACGCUGCAACUGUUGCACGUAAUGGGAUUUAUUUACGAGGUGGUGAUGAUCAUGGAAAACCAUGAAGCAGAAGAUAAGCACAUGACGUUCAUGGAAGCAGUAGGCAUUGCGUUAACAAAUACUUUCUUUGUCAAUAACGCACAACAGGAUUCGUUGUCUUCGCUGAAGAGCAAAAUGCCGAUAGGAAGUAUAAAAGAAGAGAGCGCAGAUGAUGAAAGCCAAGAGAACAAAGUUGCUGCUGUCUCAGCAGUGCCAAGUGGUAUCAGUUCGAGUAACAAAUUAUCAAAGAAAUCGAUGUCCUUAGAUGCUGGGAACAGGAGUAUAAUGAGUCACAAAUCACGCCCGCCCAUGACAUUACGCGAUCGUUAUAUUUUAAGAAGAUUGAAAACGGAGUUGAAAAUGUCUGUGGACACAGAAGAUAAGGUUGACACUGACAAGUACAUGUACGGCGCACUGUACGCGUGCAUCGGAAUGCUUCUCUGGAAACACAGAUGGAUGAUAUAUAUUUUGAGCAUCCCCGUAGCUUUGUACAUAAUUAAGAAACUUGGCAGUUACUUCGGACUGUGGAAGAUGAUUGAAAGUCAAUGGAACGUAGUAAUAGAGAUUAUAAAGGCCUGGUGCAUGGAGAGGCACCAAGCUCUGUUACCAGCUAACGUUAGAGGUUUAUAUAAAGUUAUAAUCAUAGUCGAUGAGAAACUGACGAAGGCUUUGAAAGCUUCGGUGGAUUCGGUCGUGACGAUUGCUGUGAUUUUUGGACUACUUGUAUUCAUAAUUUGUACCUCUAUUUUUAUAACGAUACAGGUUUAUACCGAAGGCAUACACCUCAUUCAAAUCACUGGAGAAAUACUUAAUUCAUCUUUAAAUAAUCCAGACAUUGACUGGCUUCCUGAACAAUGGGAAGAGUCAGUUAACAGUGUAUUCGACAAUGCUUAUACGUAUGGUCGAAGCGCUAUUUCUGAUGGAAUUAAAAGUAUAGUAAAAGAUUUAGAUCCACUGAAAGCUGAGCAGACGGAGAAAAAAGUUUUAGAACUCUGGGACAGAUUUUACCAAGCGUGGAUGAUGUCCAAUGAAAGCUCUGAUUUAAUUGGCCCCACUGUGGACAUUUCCGCAGCUUAUUCAGCAUGGGAGAGCUUCAAAGAUAGUUUUGGCAAAACACCAUUGCAAGUAUUUAACAUGACCAGCAUACAACAUUUUGUGAAGGAGAACAUUGGAAUUUUUAUGUCUGUGCUGGAUUCGAUAUGGAGUAUAGUUAAAGGGAACAUGUCUGUGAUACUAGCGAUGUUUACAGAAUUAUUUUAUAUUGUACUGAUGAGCGGGUCAGCAGUACUUAACUUUACCCUCAGCAUGGUGGUGUUUUUCACGACGCUCUUCUAUCUCCUUAGUUCGAGCGAGAAAACCUACAAACCCGUCGAACUCACCACGGUAUUCAGCCCCAUUAGUUGUCACAGCGCACUUCAAAUCGAGGGAUUUGAAUUUGCCAAUGCAUUGCAAGAAGCAGUGAUUGGAGUAUUCGCUGCAACGUUCAAACUUGCUUCUUUCUUUGGGAUGUGGACGUGGUUCAUACACAAUUUGUUUCAAGUGAAAAUAGUUUAUUUGCCAUCGACUUUCGCAAUGAUGCUCGGAGCCGUGCCAUUCUUGGAUGCAUAUUGCGCGUGCAUUCCAGCUACGAUAGAACUCUGGUUCACUCGCGGAUACGUGAUCGCUAUCCUAUUCUUCAUGUUCCAUUUUCUUCCUUGCAAUAUCGUUGUAACUGAUUUCUAUAAAGAAAUUAAGGGUGGUGGACAUCCAUACCUCACAGGUCUUUCAAUAGCGGGUGGAAUAUUUUGCUUGGGAGUAGAAGGUGCGAUUUUUGGUCCUUUAUUAUUAUGCUGCAUAAUGGUAGCGAUUAAUCUAAGUCGGCGUUAUUUGCAUUCGCCAUCGGAAGACGUUAUUCCCCCGUAUGCAGAAAUUAAACAAUAAUUUAGUCAAUUUCUAAAGAAUAUAUUUUAGGAAUCUCUUAAAACUUAUUACAUACAAAGAAAUUUAAACUAACACUGCUGAUAAAAAGCAGAGUAACUUGUUGUCCAUAUGAAUAAUUUACAAGAACAAGAUAAUUUUGUAAUGCGUUAGCUUUAUCUAGUCCUUAGGAAAGUUAAUUUCAGCUUUUCGCUCAAAACUAAUAUCCACAUGUGUAAGGAACCACUUGUACAUCGGGAUUACAUUUUGAUCAGUUUUUUCCACUAACGUGCUAACAACGCGAUAUUUAAAUUGUGAUAAUAUAAUAAGAAAUUUCGGCUUCCGCUUGUAAAUAUAGUGUUUCAAUUAUAUUAAUUUAAGUAA